UGUUCCUGGUUGGUUCAGACCCGAUUACGACCUGGUUUAGCCCCAGUUUUGACUUCAAACUUUACUUUUUGUUUAAUUGUGACAGUUUUUUUUUAAGUUAUGACUUGUGGCGCAAACGAAUGGUGCGCCCGUUUUGUGGAGCGACAUCGUUCAGCCUUGAAUGUCACAGCUUUAGUUCUUGGAUAUGUUUUGUAUCUCAUCAUAGGAGCUGGGAUUUUCUCCGCGAUUGAGCUUCCGUACGAACGUGAGCUGCGCCGGGAGCUGCAGGACGCACGGAGGGAGUUUCUGAACGCGAGCCCGUGCGUGGAUGAGGAAAGGCUGGAAAAGCUUCUGGCGCGGGUCCUGGAGGCGAGUAACUACGGGGUGACGAUACAGACGAAUGCCUCCGAUCAAAACUGGGACUUCAUAUCGUCUCUUUUCUUCACCAGCACCGUCCUGACCACAACAGGUUAUGGCCACACGGUGCCUCUUUCCGACGAGGGGAAAGCCUUCUGCAUCUUCUACUCUCUUUUCGGGAUCCCGGUCACCCUGCUUUUCCUGUCCGCGGUGGUGCAGAGGAUCAUGCUCGUCGUUACCCGGCGACCCAUCUCCUACUUCCACAGACGCUGGGCGAUGUCGAAGUCCCUCUUCGCUUUCCUCCACGCGACCUGCAUGGCGAUCAUCCUCACAAUACUCUUCCUGCUCAUCCCUUCUUGGAUUUUUGUCACAAUGGAAGAAGACUGGAACUUCCUGGAAUCGUUGUAUUUUUGUUUCAUCUCCUUGACGACCAUCGGCUUGGGAGAUUAUGUCCCAGGGUCCACGCAUAGUAAAGAAGGACGCUCGCACCCGACUCUCUACAGACUGGGAAUCACAGUGUACCUGUUGGUGGGUCUGAUCUGUGUUCUGGUGAUGCUGGAGACGUGCUGCGAGCUGCCGCAGAUGAGGAGGUUAAGACAAAGAUUUUACCGCGAGAAGAUUCACGAACUGGACCCGGAGACCACCAACAUCAUCGACCGGGACCAGCUGAGUGAGACGCCCCAGUACACCGCCGACCCACUACCCACAAUCCCCUCUGUCUCCGAGCAGGCGGCGUCCAUGAAGAAAGACUCGGGAUAUACCUCAGCGAACGGGAUGAACGGGAAACUCAGAUGACAGGAUUUCAGAGUUUGUCUUGUAAAUACGUCUUCUAAGAUUAUUUAUAAUGGAAACGCAUGGGGCACUUUUGCAUUGCCUGACUAACAAACCGUUUAGACAUAUUUAAAGAUGAACUGUGGAACUUUUUGUGUAUGCGGAUGUUUUUGCUUUCUCUGGAAUGAUCCCCAGUGUGGCUUUAAAUUGGUCUAACUCCAUGGAGACAAACAGAUAAACUCACCAGGCCAAGUUACAGGUCAGAUCAGUGAAAAGGCGACGCCGCUACUCCGUGUAUCAUUCGUUCAUUUGUUUUUCAAAAUAAAACCAAAAAUAAGAAAAUGAAAAAAUAAAAAGACUAUUUUCUUCAUUAUUUGUCUCCAAAACCAAAAUGAAUGUUUUAAUGAAUAAUGGAAAAAACGGAUAACGGAUUUUUCCUGUUUCUGUGACUUAAACUGUGAUGCCAAAUUUUUCGCAGCAUACAGACUGAACCAGGACUAAAACAGGACUGAACCAGGACUA
This is a messenger RNA of Boleophthalmus pectinirostris (great blue-spotted mudskipper), 1629 nucleotides long. RefSeq names its product potassium channel subfamily K member 1-like. The transcript is spliced from 3 exons. Gene Ontology annotation, molecular function: potassium ion leak channel activity. Gene Ontology annotation, cellular component: membrane. The record is from RefSeq and is a predicted model, not a curated record. Gene Ontology annotation, biological process: stabilization of membrane potential; potassium ion transmembrane transport. Bases 100 to 1131 code for a protein of 343 amino acids. NCBI's taxonomy places the organism in Eukaryota, Metazoa, Chordata, Actinopteri, Gobiiformes, Gobiidae.